AUGGAGGGCGCAUCCAGACAAACAUCAAGGAUUCUUCGAUCCCGAGGCACAAACCUGCUAGCACAGCAGAGUCGCCUCCCACGACCAGUUACCCGGACACGCCUGACCACGACACAAAGCCGAGCACUCUCAAAUUCGAAUCGCAACCUUGCCCCCGAGUCUCUAUUUACCCAAUUCGGAGGUACUUCUACUGCAUCUCACAAUCAACCCUCUGGUACUCCCACCACCUACUUUACGAGUCGACCCACACUCCCCGCAAACACGAUUGUGCGAUUCGUGCCGCAGCAGACAGCAUGGAUCGUUGAGCGCAUGGGCAAGUUCCACCGGAUCCUUGAGCCUGGUCUUGCCAUUCUUGUCCCAUUUCUCGACCGCAUUGCCUAUGUUAAGAGCUUAAAGGAGUCCGCGCUGGAGAUACCGAGCCAGAAUGCAAUCACCGCGGAUAAUGUUACGUUGGAGCUAGAUGGUGUACUCUACACACGAGUUUUUGAUGCAUACAAGGCUAGCUACGGCGUUGAGGAUGCGGAAUACGCCAUCUCCCAACUUGCACAGACAACCAUGCGAUCCGAGAUCGGUCAGUUGACCCUCGAUCACGUCCUCAAGGAGCGUGCCACACUCAACACAAAUAUCACACAAGCGAUCAACGAAGCCGCUCAAGACUGGGGUGUUGUAUGUCUGCGAUACGAGAUCAGGGAUAUCCACGCGCCGGACGGCGUUGUGGCAGCUAUGCAUCGCCAAGUUACCGCAGAACGAUCCAAGCGUGCCGAGAUCCUCGACUCAGAGGGUCAGCGCCAGAGCGCAAUCAAUAUUGCCGAGGGACGAAAGCAAUCCGUUAUCCUUGCUUCGGAAGCUCUGCGCGCCGAGGCGAUUAAUCUGGCGACUGGUGAGUCUGAGGCUAUUCAGCUGAAGGCACAAGCUACCGCUCGGGGUAUUGAGGCCGUUGCGAAGGCUAUUCAAGAAGGUCAGGAGAAUGCUCAGAGCGCUAUUAGCUUGAGCGUUGCUGAGAAGUAUGUCGAGGCGUUCUCCAAGUUGGCUAAGGAGGGUACAUCGGUUGUUGUACCGGGUAAUGUUGGUGAUAUCGGUGGUAUGAUUGCCAGUGCUAUGGCUGUUUACGGAAAGGUCAGUGAGAGUCAGGCUAGAAGCAUUGCUGCUAAGGCUAUUGGUGCUCCGGAGUCCGAGAAGUCUGCUCCCAGCGAGACACAGAACCAGACCCAACUUGAGACUGAGGGUGUUGAGACGGAAGCUUUGCCCAACGAGGUUACCGAGAGUGUCUUGAAAUCCUUCGAUGAGGCCAGCCAACGAGUCAAGGAGUAA
Messenger RNA from Penicillium malachiteum, 1311 nucleotides. Its product is annotated as SPFH domain-containing protein. The coding region runs from base 1 to 1311 and encodes 436 amino acids. The transcript has 2 exons. Gene Ontology annotation, cellular component: membrane. Lineage: Eukaryota; Fungi; Ascomycota; Eurotiomycetes; Eurotiales; Aspergillaceae. The record is from RefSeq and is a predicted model, not a curated record.